Messenger RNA from Prorocentrum cordatum, 473 nucleotides. NCBI's taxonomy places the organism in Eukaryota, Dinophyceae, Prorocentrales, Prorocentraceae. The record is from the annotation of a GenBank genome assembly.
AGGCAGACGGUGGCCAGGAUGAGGUCGCGCCUCCGCGCGGCUGCCGGCGACGCGCCGCGCCAGGCCCAGCCGUCGCUCCUGCCCGGCAGGUGGCUCAGGUUGCACAGAUACACGGACACCGGCACCGAGGUCCCUUACAUUUAUGACGUCGCCAACGCCGCGGUGAUCGAGAUGGACAUCGAGGCCUCCAUGCGUGCAGGCGCGCUGGAGCUCUGCCAGACCGAGGAGCGCGUGCAGCGGUUCAGCGAGUCGCGUGCCACGAAGGAGACGCCGCCCAAGGCGAAGAGCGUCCGCUUCCCGCACGAGGACGCGGGCGCGGCCUGGGCUGCGCCGACUGGGCGAGGCGGGUGCAGCCGCAGCCGCGAGGGCGCCCACAGGCCGGGCAGCGGGUGCUCCCGAGGCGAGGCCGCGCCGGCGGGCCGGCGCGGGCCGCACCGCCACGGCAGCGGAACGGGCGCGCAGAAGAUCCGGGA